This is a messenger RNA of Megachile rotundata (alfalfa leafcutting bee), 1221 nucleotides long. Its product is annotated as odorant receptor 10-like. Gene Ontology annotation, biological process: sensory perception of smell; detection of chemical stimulus involved in sensory perception of smell. The record is from RefSeq and is a predicted model, not a curated record. Gene Ontology annotation, molecular function: odorant binding; olfactory receptor activity. Lineage: Eukaryota; Metazoa; Arthropoda; Insecta; Hymenoptera; Megachilidae. Gene Ontology annotation, cellular component: plasma membrane.
AUGAGACAACCGUCAAAGGACACGAUCGAUUAUUACAUACUGCCGAACAAGAUUUUGUGCAGUUUGUACGGAAUAUGGCCUUCGGAUGAGAAACCAUCGACAAUUAGAACAGUGAUGUCGGUUUUGCAUAUAUUGGUGUCUAUUGUAGUGGUGUGCAGUAUUUACGUUCCUGAGAUUAUAAUGUUGUUGGCUAGUUGGGAUGAUCUUUCUAUUCUGGCAGGUGCAGGUUCCAUCACACUGACAAUCACGCAAUUCCUCUUCAAAACCGUCUACAUCCUCGCCAAAAGAGAAAGCGCCUACAAAUUACUAGAAGAACUGAAAAGCCUCUGGUACUCAACCGACAACCCCAUGGAAAGACGAUCCUACGAAGAGUUCGCCUACUGGGGAAGGACCUCAACCAUAUCAUUCUUCGUUUCCGGAAUUCUUACCACCUUCACAUUCAUGCUCUCUGCAACUCUAGAUUCCAUGAAACAAGGAUACUUUGACAAUGGUACCAGCAAUCGACAUUUACCAUACGAUGUCUGGCACGGAAUGACGUACUUGAAGUCACCAGAAUUUGAGAUAAUAUAUGUCGGCCAGAUUAUGGCUUCUUUUGCUUGCUGCUGCGCUGUGUGUGGCAUGGAUGGUAUGCUCUUGACGACGAUCUUACACUUGUCGGGACAGUUCCGUUUGAUUACUACAUGGCUGACUAACAUUGGCAUCGAAAUGAAUUACACAACUAUCGAUUUGAGUAAACGACCUGUAAAAAUAGUGGCGGGUUUGAUGAAAUGCAUUCGUCAUCACCAACGAUUAAUUAAGACAGUAAAGGACGUCAACAUUUUCAUGACACCCAUAGUCUUCGUACAUCUCCUCACAAGUGGCAUGCAGAUCUGUCUAACGGGAUUCGCGGUGCUUAGUAAUAAUGUGGGAGCUAAUGUCUUCAAGUUCAUCUCCUACUUAGGAGCGGUGAUGAUACAGUUGGUAAUGCUGUGUUGGCCCGGAGAAAUUCUGAUCCAGGAAAGUCAGAAAGUGGCUUACGCAGCUUACCUGAAUGUACCGUGGUACCAACUGCCGUUGUGUUAUCGGAGACAUCUGUUGUUCGUAAUCAUGAAGGCGCAGGAAAGCUGCUGUAUUAAGGCGUUGACGUUUGAGUCGUUGUCCAGUCACACGUUAACAAGUGUAUUUAAUACAGCGGCUUCGUACUUUACCCUGCUGAGACAAAUGCAAGAAACGCCGAUGUAA